This is a messenger RNA of Apodemus sylvaticus (European woodmouse), 2091 nucleotides long. Its product is annotated as cell surface glycoprotein CD200 receptor 2-like. The transcript has 6 exons. Lineage: Eukaryota; Metazoa; Chordata; Mammalia; Rodentia; Muridae. Gene Ontology annotation, biological process: regulation of neuroinflammatory response. Bases 56 to 847 code for a protein of 263 amino acids. Gene Ontology annotation, molecular function: signaling receptor activity. Gene Ontology annotation, cellular component: external side of plasma membrane. The record is from RefSeq and is a predicted model, not a curated record.
CACACGUAGCCAGGCAGAUCUGCUUGGCUGGUCAUUUGUUUGGAGCAAGAGUCUGAUGACAGGGCCAAGUUGUGUGGAUAGGAAUCAACCAAUGCAGAAAGGUUUGUCACCUAUGACAGAAGUUAACACUACAUCUGUUCAGAUGGGUACAAAGGCUCUGCUCUUCUGUCCUUCUAUUCCACUGACAAAAGCAAUAUUAAUAACAUGGAUAAUAAUCCCCAGAGGACAGCCUUCCUGCGUAAUAGCCUACAAAGUAGAUACAAGGGACAUCAAUGAAACCAGCUGCUCGAACAGGAGCAUCACCUGGGCCUCCACACCUGACCUCAGUCCCGACCUUCAGAUCAGUGCAGUGUCCCUCCAGCAUGAGGGGCAAUACUCAUGUGACUUAGUAACACCUGAAGGGAAUUUCGAAAAGGUCUAUGACCUCCAAGUACUGGUGCCCCCUGAAGUAACCAACUUUCUAGGGAAAAAUAGAACUGCAGUUUGUGAGGCAAUUGCAGGCAAGCCUGCGGCACAGAUCUCUUGGACUCCAGAUGGGGAUUGUGUCACUGAGAAUGAAUCACACAGCAAUGGCACCGUGACUGUCAGGAGCACAUGCCACUGGGAGCAGAACAAUGUGUCUACUGUGUCCUGCUGGGUUUAUCAUUCGACUGGUAACAAGACUGUGGUCAUAGAACUGAAUCAAGCUGUAUUUAAAGGUACCAGCAGCACCCUACCUUCCUUGCUGAUCAUUCUCUACAUGAAAAUGGCCCUUUUGGGGAUUAUUCUUCUCAUCGUAGGAUUUGCUUUCUUCCAGAAGAGAAAUCAUACCAGAAUACGAGUAUCCAGAUUUCUGGAAGUCCAUUAGUCUGAUGAAACAAUACAAGACAACUGCCAUUUGCAAUCAACGUCCUCGUUGAAAUACAGUUUACCUGUCCCUGCUAUCUUCAUGUUUGUUAGAUACUUAUCUCCAAAUUAUUAUUAUUAUUAUUUUGGUUUUUCGAGACAGGGUUUCUUUCUCUGUAUAGCCAUGGGUGUCCUGGAAUUCACUCUAGAUCAAGCUGGCCUCGAACUCAGAAAUCCUGCCUCUGCCUCCCCAAGUGCUGGGGUUAAAGGAAUGCGCCACAACUGCUCAGCCCAAAUUCUUAACCUAGAAGGGCUCCUGUCUAAAGUCAAUAUGGGAACAACAUGUGGAUCAUAGACUAAAGGAAAGGCCAUCCAGAGACUGCUCUACCUGGGGAUCCAUCCUAUAUACAGACACCAAACCCAGACACGAUUGGGAUGCCAAAAGUGUUGGCUGAUAGAAGCCUGUAAUUGUUGUCUCCUGAGAGGCCUUGCCUGUGGCUGACAAAUACAGAGGUGGAUGCUCACAGCCAACCAUUUUACUGAGCACAGUGUCUCCAAUGGAGGAGUUAGAGAAAGGACUGAAGGAGCUGAAGGGACUUGCAAUCUCAUAGGAAGAACAACAUUAUCAACCAACCAGAACCCCCCAGAGCUCCCAGGGACCAUCACCAGGGACUAAACCACCAACCAAAGGGUACACAUGGAAGGACCCAUGGCUCCAGCCACAUAUGUAGCAGAUGAUGGCUUGUCAGGCAUCAAUGGGAGGAGAAGCCCUCGUUCCUCAGAAGGCUCAAGCCCUUGUUCCUGGGAAGGCCCAAAUCCCCAUUGUAGGGGAACAUGAGGAGAUGGGUAUGAGUGGGUGGGAUGGGGAAUAUCCUUAUAGAUGCAGGAGGAUGGGGGGAUGGGAGAGGGUGAUUCCUGAGGAGAAACUGGGAAAAAGGAUAACAUUUGAAAUGUAAAUACAUAAAAUAUCCAAUAAAUAAAAAGAAUUUAUUCUACAGUUGGCAGUCGUGCGGUAUGACCAUAUAGGCAAUCACUUGGUGUUUUCCAUCAGAUAUGUUGAGAAUGAACCUUCUACUCUCUCCCUUUCCACUUCUCAGGCCAAAGGAGAAAAUGGCUUAGCAAAAGGUGAGCGUGAGUGCUGGGUGGUUUUUCUUUGUCUAAGUCCCCCAGGAAUAGCUUCUGUCAACUUCUUUUUCCCAGGUUCACUUUACAUGAUUGUAAAUGUUGCACUGUCAGGUCCCAGGACAGCAAGGAACACCUUGAAGU